AUGACGUCGCUCCCGGACAUGUCCGACGAGGAGAUUGAGACCAAUGAUGCAGGGCAGGAAAUCUUCACCGAGAAGAGAACAGCUCCGUCUGCACAAGCAGACUUGGAGUUGGACAGAUUGCUCGAAGUUGAGGAACAGGAUCAUGCUGUUGCUAUUGAACCGGAUGUCUUUCGACAGCUUGCUGCAGAGGCACUGACCCAGGCGCAGAUUUCCAAUACAUAG
Molecule: messenger RNA, 222 nt
Organism: Symbiodinium sp. CCMP2456
Lineage: Eukaryota; Dinophyceae; Suessiales; Symbiodiniaceae
Source: the annotation of a GenBank genome assembly